This is a messenger RNA of Cylicocyclus nassatus, 371 nucleotides long. The record is from the annotation of a GenBank genome assembly. Lineage: Eukaryota; Metazoa; Nematoda; Chromadorea; Rhabditida; Strongylidae.
AUGUGCGCGGUGAUAAUUGGUGCUGACGCAAAGGUUAUGCCCUAUGCCAUUGUCACUUGUACGCCUGGUUCACUUGUACCUCAAGCCAUGAUCUGUCCGAUCGCAGCAUCGCGCUCCUUCAAUAUUGCCGCAAUCCGCGCAAAGCACACGCCUUUCGACAAGUGCUACGAUCAGUGCCAUGCAACACUGACUAAGGAGAACAAAUUAGACGAAGAGACCAAGCUGGUUACGUGUUACAACAACUGCAAGAAACAUAUGACCGAAGAAGAGGCAACGCGCUAUAAGCAAGUAUUCCAAUCAUUAGCAAACUAUGUAGAGCGCUUUCUGCGACUGAUGGAUUCGGCAAACUGAAAUAAGCAACAUCAACUUGU